Molecule: messenger RNA, 960 nt
Organism: Fonsecaea nubica
Lineage: Eukaryota; Fungi; Ascomycota; Eurotiomycetes; Chaetothyriales; Herpotrichiellaceae
Exons: 1
Coding region: 1-960 (319 amino acids)
Source: RefSeq, a predicted model, not a curated record
AUGGCAGCCGAAGCACCACUAAUCAAGCGCCAGAGAAACUACAAGGUAGCUGGUACCUUGAUCGGAUCCUACAAGAUCCAAAAAGGUGACACUUUCAGUGCCAUCGCCUCCGACCAAGAGCUCGACCUCCACGCCGUCCUCGCUGCCAAUCCAGGCGUCGACGCCGAUCACCUCGAGGUCGGACAAGACAUCAAUUUACCAACCAAGACGUUGGAACUCCUGUUCAGCCUUCACGAUGUCGCCCGUGUUCUUGGUGUCUCUCUCAAAGAACUUCAGUCAGAUAAUCCUGGGAUCCCCACGGAGAUCUCCAUCAACGAGGUCAUUAAAGGUCCCAGCCUUCCCGAGGGAGAUGGGGAAAUGAUCGCCCAGGAGGUCUCUGCAGCACUCCCAGGCGGCAGCGGUGGCGGGAAGGGAGGCGGUGCCUAUGCCAAUUACAGCGGACCUGCCUCCAAGUUUCCUCCAACUUCGCAGUGGGCAUCAUACUCUGCGCUGUGGAGCAGUAACUCCAAGCUGAUGAAGUACAACGACUCCGACUCUGAGAUUGCCAACAUCAAAACCGCCAUCGAAACGGUCGCCCGCGAAUCCCAGGUCGAUGUCCGCGUGAUCCUUUGCACCAUCAUGCAAGAAUCUGGUGGGAAUGUGCGCGUUCACACCACCGUGUCGCCAGAUGGAACGGUCCGCAACCCGGGGAUCAUGCAGUCUCACAACGGCGCCGAGUUCAAUCCUCAACAGGCCGCGCAGAGCAUCUUGCAGAUGGUCCGAGACGGGACCGAGGGGACCAAGUCCGGCGAUGGAUUAAAGCAGUGCUUCCAGCAUCAAGGGAACUGGUACGCAGCGCUACGGGAGUAUAACUCGGGCAGAGUCGACGUCAACGACCUCAACAACGGAAUGGGCGCCACAGGCGGUUAUGUCAGGGAUGUGGCGAAUCGGUUGAUGGGUCACGUUUGGAAUGGGAUGUAA